Messenger RNA from Soboliphyme baturini, 797 nucleotides. The record is from the annotation of a GenBank genome assembly. NCBI's taxonomy places the organism in Eukaryota, Metazoa, Nematoda, Enoplea, Dioctophymatida, Soboliphymatidae.
AUGCUGAUCAUGUGGGACCGUAACGACCCAUUUGCGAAUAAUAACGAUGGAAUCGUCAUCGAGGCGGCCCUCAUGGACUUCAUAGAAAUUCACUGCCCGUUUCAUAACCAUCACCACCACCAUCGAGACGGCCAGCGGCCAGAAUACAGCGUCAUUUACAUGGUUUCUCGGUAUGGCUACGAAAAUUGUAUUCUCCACGAAGAGCAGCCAGUUGGCCAGUGUACCAGUCCCCACAUCAGAACCACCAUUCGUCUCACGUUGAGGGAGUUCACUCCGCUUCCAAAUGGUCUCGAGUUCAAGCCCGGCGAGUCGUUCUAUUUCAUAUGUACGCCCUCGCAGGCGACCUCUGACGGUACCAUGUCCGGCCUUCACCAACGAUCCGGUGGUCUUUGUAGAGAGGAGAACAUGAGGAUGGUGCUGCACGUAUUGCCGGACUUUGACCUCGCCAACGUCGUACCGCACUACAUGCGACAUAUGUCGCCGAAGUUCCACCUCCCUCCACUUGUCAAAAACGGUCAAGACCUGCAGUGGAAGACAGCCGACGUGAAAGACGAUGACAACCAGUUGGAAAAGUUGGAGGAACCAACUGCUGAUCGACACGGCGACAAAUUUCCGACCAUCAAUACCGUCAGACAGCGGGCAACUGUUUCAAAUGGCGUUUUGUCCCGCUCUACCUAUGACGUCAGUCCAAACCUGAACGAUGUACAGCAGGCGAAGUUGCAGAUUUCUCUAAUCGACGACCCUCAUUCGAAGCCUCUUAUUCUGUACGAAAUCCACGAGGGUAAUUUUAUUUAAUG